GGACGAGGAAGAGGGGAGGGGAAAAAGUUGGACACGGACAAUCUUGCACUAACUUUUUUUCUCCCGUUUCUUUCUCCCUGGAAAAAGCCUCAAGAAAAGAAAAAAAAAAAAAAAAAAGAAAAGAAAAAAAAAGUCAAAGGGAAAAUUCACCGUGGAUUACAUUUGAAUUACAUUUGCAGUGCCCUGAAACGAUUUCCACUGGAGUGCCUGGGAGAUAUACGUCCACUCAUUUCGGAUUAAUGUGGGUCUCAACUUUGUGGAGUUAUCAAUAGCUGAAGCUGGUGGUUGAGGUGAGGCGUGUUCGGAGGAGUGAAACCAUGUGGCUUCUCCGCUCCGCUCUGACUCUGCUGGCCCUUGGCCUCGGAUCAUGUGACACAGAGAUGUCAGCGCAAGGUGUUCAGUGCCCAUCCUUGCAGGUGGAUGACUGGAAGUUUCCUCAGACGGCCAGGCAUAACAUCACCGGUUUCAAUCUGGUGCGCCGCUUCUCCCUGCUCAAGAGUUCAGAUGUCAAAAAGAUUCGCAACCCUCGAGGACCCGUCAUCCUCCGCUUGGGCAAGACCGCACUCCUACGCCCUACCGAUCAGGUGUUCCCUCAUGGCUUACCUGAGGAGUUCACCCUGGUCUUCACUCUGGUCCUGAAGAAGGCCGCCCUGAGGGAUACGAUCUACCUCCUCCAGAUCUCCAACCAGCCAGGUUACCCACAGUUUUCCCUAGACUUGAAUGGCCCAGAUGGCACCCUGUCCCUGCGAAUGAGGGCGGCAGACCCUGCAGCUGACAUGGUGGGCUGUGUUUUCAGCGGGGAAGGUGUGGAGUCCCUAAUGGACCUGCGCUGGCACAAAGUGGCCCUCAGCGUGCAACACGGCGCCGCCGCCCUCCAUGUGGACUGCAGCUCCAUAGAAACAAAGCCCUUGGAGCCGCAUGGAGAGGUGGCCACUGACGGACACACCCUGCUGGCCAUCCGGGCCUCCGAUGCUGGGCCUGUGCAGUUGGACAUUCAGCAGGUGAUGCUGUAUUGUGACCCCUCCCUUGCCAUUCAGGAGGCCUGCUGUGAGAUACCUGGAGCUCGGUGCCCACCAGAUGCCCCCAAGAGCCGCCGUGCUGCUGAAAACGACCUGGUGGAAAACACCUUUAACCAGGAGAUUUUUAGAUCCAAGGAUCUGGCAGAGAAAUGUGCUGGUUGUAUUCUUCUCAGUGGGGAAGAAAAUCUAAUAAAUAAUAUUGGUGGACGAGCUGGAUUGAAGGGGGAAAAAGGCGACCGGGGCUCUGACUGCUCUGGCUCCCAUUCAGGUCCAUGCACAGAGGGACCCAAGGGCCAGAAGGGAGAGAAAGGCGAGCCGGCGCUGUCUGUCAACUGGGGUGAAGCAGUCGGGUACAAGGGAGAAAAAGGACAAAAGGGCGAGAUCGGCCCACAGGGUCUCACCGGGACCCCUGGAAAGGAUGGUCGAGCAGGGUCCAUCUGUGUGGUUGGCCCGAAGGGACAGAAGGGUGUCUCUGGUUCGGUUGGCCCAGAAGGGUUGGCUGGAGAACCGGGGAAGCCAGGAGCUCCAGGAUUGCCAGGAAUUGGACUACCGGGCCCACCAGGCCCUCCUGGUGAGCCGGGCGGCGCAAAGGGGGACAAGGGGGACUCAGGAUUUCCUGGACUGAAGGGGUCCUCUGGUGAUCCGGGACCAAGAGGACCAGGAGGACCUAAAGGAGAGAAGGGCGACCCAUGUGAAGUGUGUCCCGUGCUGAAUACAGACCUUAGCAAUGGAGUGGUUCUACAGGGGAAACCUGGCCCUAAAGGAGAGCCUGGCAUUGGAGAAAGUGGACAGCCUGGGCUUCCAGGCACAGAUGGCAAGGCAGGACAGAAGGGAGAACCGGGAUCAGAUGGUGCCAAAGGCGAAAAGGGAGAGCCCUGCGCUGUGUGUCCCACCCUCGGAGAGUUACCCCCUAAUUUGAUCCCUGGUACCAUGACCCAGACCCUGCAGCAAAAGGGUGAGAAGGGCGAGCCUGGGGUAGGACAGAAAGGAGAGCAGGGGGAGCCGGGACAUGUAGGAUUAGCUGGCCUCAAAGGAGAGAAGGGUAAUGCAGGAAGCAGGGGAGCCGAUGGUAAAACGGGAAAGGUUGGACCAAGGGGACCCAGUGGCAAGGAUGGACAGAAGGGUACAAAGGGAGACCAAGGCCUGCCUGGUGUUGGCCUUCCUGGGCUUAAGGGGGAGAAGGGCGAGUGUGGUGUAUGCCAGCCAUCCGAGGUUGGCAGCGGACCUGCCAGUAUCAAAGUGCCUGAGGGAACAACUGGCAAACCGGGCGAGCCAGGCCCCCCAGGGCCACCCGGACCUCCAGGGCUCGAGGUCGAUGGCAAACAGGGCUUGCCAGGUCUCCCUGGUGCAAGAGGAGAAAAGGGAGACCAAGGAGAGCAAGGAGACAAGGGAUUGGAUGGAGCCCCAGGAGCCCCCGGGCUGCCUGGAGAGCCUGGACGUGAUGGACUAUCGGGUUUGAAGGGAGAGAAGGGUGAAGCUUGUACCAGCUGUCCAUCUCUCAGCACUGCUGUGGGUGCUGGCGUAGCUGUGCCAGGACCCAAAGGAGAGAAAGGAGACCCUGGUCCCCCCGGAGAAGGGAAGGCUGGCAAGCAUGGGAAACCAGGCUUACCAGGUGUGCAGGGACCUCCAGGUCUCAAAGGAAGCCAGGGAGAACCCGGAGUUGCAGGAGUUGGCCUACCAGGAUUGCAGGGUGAACAGGGACCAAGAGGGCUCCCGGGAGUUCAAGGAUCGCCAGGAGAAAGAGGGUUACCCGGACCUUUUGGCCCUCCAGGCGGGAAGGGCCCCAAAGGAGAAGUUGGGCCUCCAGGGCCACAGGGGCCGAUGGGCAUUGGAGUGGCAGGGCCACCAGGUAAAAACGGUGCCCCUGGCUCUACAGGGUUGCCAGGAGCUGACGGUAUACCUGGAGCUGAUGGAGCCAAGGGGGACAAGGGCGAACCUGGAGAGUGCAACUGCAUAAUGCCGCCGUACCUCGGCACCGGUGGGCCUGGAGCUCCAGGAACGAUCGGAGGAAACAUGUGGCAGCCUGGGCCUCAGGGGCCUCCAGGACCUCCCGGCCCCCCUGGUCCCCCAGGGCCUCAGGGCGUCAUUGGAAUCCAAGGACCCCAGGGUAUCCCUGGAAACGACGGGAUACCAGGGAGCCCGGGUUUGCCCGGACAGAUCAACCCUAUCGGGCAGCACCAGCAGCUGCCUCAAGACUCCACUGGAGGGGAUGGUGAUGAGGGCUGUGUUGGGGGCUGCUCCCAGGGCUUGCCAGGGGUUCCGGGCAUUUCUGGUGCCAAGGGAGAAAAGGGAGACCAGGGCAAGCCUGGCGUAAGCCCUGUGGACGGCUGUGAGAGGUGCCUGGAGACACUACACAGGGAGCAGGCGACACAAGCAGUGGGUGACCAAGCCUGCGCAGGAACACCAGGACAUCCAGGAAUGCCAGGACCACCAGGAAUAAAAGGAGAGGCGGGUUCGCCAGGUCAGAGAGGUCCAGCAGGAAUACCAGGAAACAUGGGUCCACCUGGUUUCCCUGGUCCACAGGGUUCAAAUGGUUUACCUGGUCAGCAGGGCGAGCGAGGGUCACCUGGAAUUCCAGGCAUGAAGGGUGAACAGGGGCCUCCGGGGACGGCCGGGUAUCCAGGAUCCAUGGGAUCGCCUGGCCUGCCUGGACUGAAGGGUGAGCGCGGGAGUCCAGGAAGUGUUGGUCAGAAAGGAGAAUCAGGUCCUCCUGGAAACCCAGGAUACCAAGGACAGGCUGGCUCACCGGGAGCUAAAGGAGACGUGGGACCAGCUGGUCCUGCAGGACCAAAAGGGGAUCAGGGUUUCCAAGGACAGCCAGGUUUCCCAGGACCGCAGGGUCCACCAGGUCCCUCUGGCAAACCUGGAAGAGAGGGAUCCCCCGGGCCCAAAGCUGAGAAGGGAAAUGAUGGGGCGCAGGGCCCUCAGGGACCAGUCGGACCACCAGGCCGUCCCGGCUCGCCAGGAAUGAUGGGGCCGCCUGGCAUGGAGGGAAUGGAUGGAAAGGAUGGGAAACCAGGGUUGCGUGGAGAAACAGGCCCUCCAGGGUCAGCAGGACCAAGAGGAAUCCCAGGAUUCAAAGGGAAGACUGGCCAUGUUGGCUUCCCUGGACAGAAGGGUGAGGUCGGACCUUCGGGUCCACCUGGGCCAGCAGGCAGACCAGGACUAGAUGGUGACCCCGGUACCCCAGGAACUCAGGGACGACCUGGACCCUCUGGCCACAUUGGUCCUCCAGGGCCCGCGGGACCCCCAGGACCUUCUGGCCCAGCGGGAUUGGGUAUAAAGGGAGAUAAGGGCCAGGUAGGAGAGCGAGGUCUCCCAGGGAUGGUAGGACCCCCAGGAGCACCCGGACACCCAGGACCUGUGGGAGAGCCAGGCAGUGACGGUGCCGUUGGUAAAGAUGGAAUACCAGGUCUUCCAGGCGAGAGUGGCCAGCAAGGUCAGAAGGGUGAGCCAGGAGCUACAGGCCAGAGGGGGCCUCCAGGGGAGAGAGGCAGGCCGGGGCCCCCUGGUGGUGGUGGCUACCACGGCAAGGAUGCACAGCCGAUAAUUGGCCCAGUAGGACCCAGAGGGGAGAGGGGCAACCCCGGGCCGCCUGGCCCUGCUGGUACUAACGGACCUCCAGGGUUACCUGGAAAUGAUGCUGUAGUCAAUUAUGAUGACAUCAAGAGUUUCAUUCGUCAGCAGGUCAUCAAGAUCUUUGAUGAGAGAAUGGCCUACUACAUGUCCCGUGUACAGAUGCCAGUAGAGAUGGUAGCAUCUCCUGGUCGGCCUGGGCCACCAGGGAAAGAUGGAAUUCCAGGUAGACAGGGGCUUCCAGGAGCACCUGGUCUCCCGGGACAAAUCGGCCGAGAGGGCCGACCAGGAGCCCAAGGACCCCCUGGACCACGAGGACCCCAGGGAGAAAAAGGAGAAAAAGGUGUUGGAGAAAUGGGAGAUGCAGGACCCCCUGGAGCACCAGGUGUCCCUGGCCCCCCAGGCUAUGGCAAGAUGGGAGCCCCAGGCCCCGUUGGCCAACAGGGCGUUCCAGGGGUCCCAGGACCUCCUGGACCUCCAGGUACGAAGGGGACAGAUGGCCGGUGUAAUCCCGGAGACUGUAUGAGCCAUCAAGUAGAGUAUAGCCCCAAGGGCCCACCUAUGAAGGGCCCAUGGUAAAGAGAUGGGGGGAAGGAGAAAAAGGGGAGAGGGCAGUGAAGCAAAGACACUACAGAGAGUACAGAAAGCCAAAGACCACGACCCAAAGAUGAAAUACACAAGUGCCAUUUAUUAUUGAAUUGUACAGAUCUACCCGCGCAGCUGUCUACUGUAGUUCUUGAGCAAAGAUCUUCACAUUUUUAGCAAGGGCCCCACUGGAGAUGAGGCCUACACAGAAAACACCUGCAGCAGAUUUUCAUUGCAUCGUUUUAUUUCCCUGUGAACACCAAAACACUGCCACAUCACACGUUCCUAUUUUGGUCUCGCCACGUAUUUUCCCUCAGCUUUCAACUCUUCACUGUUUUUCAUUAUUUUUGCACAUUUUUUAACAAUCCAGGGAAGUUGACAAGAAUCACGAUUUGUAUCUUCCCCUGCCUGAUUACUUCAGGCCUGUUCUCCUCUUUUCAUUUUCUCUGUCAAAAUCUGUAGGAAGAGAAUGCACACAAUUAUUGUAGCACUUUGCUUCCACCACUCACUUCUUUAUUCUUUUCACAGAAAAUUACAUUGAGCGUGCCCCAUGCAUUUGUAAUAUUCUGAUUCUCUGCUUAAGGUGAAAUACACAUUUUGGAUUUGAUUUUUUACAAGAAUGUCCCUUGCAAAAUUUUCUUUUUUCUUUUUUUUAUCAAAACAGACAUCAAAACCCUAAAUUCAUACCCUCUUCAAUGGAGUGCCUGUUUUGUACAUAUUUAUAUUUAUAUAUAGUGGCUUUUUUAUACUUUUUUAACUUUUUUAAGUAAAAGGAAAAGGCAUAACCAUGGCUCACUAAUUAUUUGUUAUCGUCAGUGGGUACACAGCAACAAAACUGCCAGAGAUAUUUUUCUAAGGUUUAUAAGCUUUCAAAGUGGAAUAAUGUGUUCAGUAAAAGACAAAUUAUUUAUAAAAGGAAAUUGCUUUUACUUGUGAAAGCACAUUGGUUUUUGUAAUUAUGUUGCUGAGGUUCAUAAUUGAGUGUCAUUUUACCACCAGUCUUCAUUGUAAAUGCAGCCGUUUUAAACGUCUCAUCUCAUUUUGUAUUCCAAAGUCGAUGUUCUAGCCAUCUGUCUGCAUCACCAGGCACGUGUUUAACGAAAUAUAAAUGAGAGCUGAGCGCAUUCACCACUUGUACUGUAACGCAACACUCUGUGCAUGACCACUAAGCCCUCACGAUCCCAUUUAAGGAUAACGGGACACAUUUGGAACUCAAAGAAAGCAUAAAGCAUUGUCUUCUGUCAUGUUAUGUGAUACUUGACUUAACAUGGGUCAUCUUUUCACAUCAUCAUUUUUCUGCCUGGAAUCUUGAAUUUGAACUUUACCAUCUGUUACCAUUUCUGUAGCUUGACCAAGUAUGUAGCAAUCACACUCGUUUCUCACAAACGUAACCCAUGUUAAACUUUUCCCAAACAAAAUUAUGAAACUGUCCAAAAAGGCUGUAUCAUAUGGUUAUAGUUUUUGUUUCUUGUUGUAUUAAACACUAUUGAAACUGUAACAUUAUUGCCCAUCAACGCUCUAACCUGUGUAUAUGUUGCUGUGUGUCUUACUGUCACUUUUGUUCCAUCCAUCAUGUGCCUACAUGUUGUUUUAUGAAAAAUUUGAGAUGAAAAACAAAAAACAUUUUGAAAGCAGAA
Molecule: messenger RNA, 6817 nt
Organism: Myripristis murdjan (pinecone soldierfish)
Lineage: Eukaryota; Metazoa; Chordata; Actinopteri; Holocentriformes; Holocentridae
Gene: col16a1
Product: collagen, type XVI, alpha 1
Exons: 71
Coding region: 318-5174 (1618 amino acids)
Cellular component (GO): extracellular matrix
Source: RefSeq, a predicted model, not a curated record